Budorcas taxicolor (takin) is the source of this 1065-nucleotide messenger RNA. RefSeq names its product heterogeneous nuclear ribonucleoproteins A2/B1-like. The record is from RefSeq and is a predicted model, not a curated record. Gene Ontology annotation, molecular function: RNA binding. NCBI's taxonomy places the organism in Eukaryota, Metazoa, Chordata, Mammalia, Artiodactyla, Bovidae.
AUGCGGGCAGUAGCAGCAGCACCUCUGGAGUGGAGGUGCUCCGCGGUGGUGUUUCUCGAGCAGCGGCAGUUCUCGCUACAGCGCCAGGAGAGUCCGAGAAAAGAACAAUUCCGUAAACUCAUUAUUGGUGGCUUGAGCUUUGAAACUACAGAAGAAAGUUUGAGGAACUACUAGGAACAACGGGGAAAACUAGAUUGUGUGGUAGUGAGGGGUCCUGCAAGCAAAAGAUCAAGAGGAUUUUUGGUUGUUUUUUUUUUAGGAUUUGGCUUUGUGACUUUUUCUUGCAUGGCUGAAGUUGAUGCUGCCGUGGCCGCAAGACCUCACUCAGUUGACGGGAGAGUGGUUGAGCCAAAACGUGCUGUUGAAAGACAGGAAUCUGGAAAGCCAGGGGCUCAUGUAACUGUGAAGAAGCUUUUUGUUGGUGGAAUUAAGGAAGAUACUGAGGAACAUCAUCUUAGAGAUUACUUUGAGGAAUAUGGAAAAAUUGAUACCAUUGAGAUAAUUACGGAGAGGCAGUCUGGAAAGAAAAGAGGCUUCGGAUUUGUUACGUUUGAUGACCAUGAUCCCAUGGAUAAGAUUGUGUCGCAGAAAUUCCAUACUAUCAAUGGUCAUAAUGCGGAAGUAAGAAAGGCUUUGUCCAGACGAGAAAUGCAGGAAGUCCAAAGUUCUAGAAGUGGAGGAGGAGGCAACUUUGGUUUUGGAGAUUCUCAUGGUGGUGGUGGUGGAAAUUUUGGACGAGGUGGCAAUUUUGAAGGCAGCCCUGGUUAUGGAGGAGGAAGAGGAGGAUAUGGUGGUGGAGGACCUGGAUAUGGCGGUGGAGGACCUGGAUAUGGCAACCAGGGUGGGGGCUACGGAGGUGGCUAUGGCAGUUAUGGAGGAGGAAAAUACGGGAGUGGAAAUUACAAUGACUUUGCAAAUUAUAACCAACAACCUUCUAACUAUGGUCCAAUGAAGAGUGGAAAUUUUGGUGGUAGCAGGAGCAUGGGGGGACCGUAUGGUGGAGGAAACUAUGGUCCAGGAGGCAGUGGAGGAAGUGGGGGUUAUGGAGGGAGAAGCAGAUACUGA